This is a messenger RNA of Rhodofomes roseus, 2763 nucleotides long. RefSeq names its product CwfJ C-terminus 1-domain-containing protein-like protein. Gene Ontology annotation, biological process: mRNA splicing, via spliceosome. Gene Ontology annotation, cellular component: post-mRNA release spliceosomal complex. The coding region runs from base 177 to 2579 and encodes 800 amino acids. Lineage: Eukaryota; Fungi; Basidiomycota; Agaricomycetes; Polyporales; Fomitopsidaceae. The record is from RefSeq and is a predicted model, not a curated record. The transcript has 8 exons.
AUCAACUACUGCACUUGCCUGUUUCAGCACUUCAUGAUAGCCACGUGCUCGAUCACCGGUGACGAAAUGACGGUGCACUGGUGGGUCUCGAAUCGCAGCUCUGUAGUUCAACUGUAUUCCGCCAAUACUCGACAUAAGUUGCUGUCCGACUCCCUACAUUAACCUCGGACUUUGUGAUGGCCGAAACAAAGCGAUCAAAGAGCAAGUCUGAACACAAGCAUAAACGAAAGCACAAAUCAGACAAGGAGGGCAGCAGCAAGAAGGCGAGGAAAGAGGAUGGCGAACACAUCCACAUUGUUGACGAGAAUGCCGACGACGACGACAUGUGGGAGGAGAAGAACAUUGACAUGGACGGCGAGAAGCCUCUCGCAACAACAAUACCUACCGCGGAGAGUCUGAAGUUGACAUCGCGCGCUGAGGCCAAGCCAGACGACCCGCCGCUUCCGCCUUCAGUUCGAGCAGAGACGACGCUUAAACGGGACGAAUGGAUGCUCAUGCCUCCCUCAACCCCGACUGUGCCUGAGGUCGCCUCUCGCAUGCCGGACGUCGAUGAGGAGCCCUUGACCGAGGAUUACGGAGAACCGUCACAGAACGCGCGCAAUAUGGCGGGCAACGUUGACUACUUCUCUGGUCUCGGGACUGAGCGUCAGAAGAAGCCCCGGCCCGAUCGUCCUGACCCUGACAAGCCUCAUAUCAGCCAUAGGGAACUGAAUACGGCUCUUAAGGAAGGGAAGAGCAUAGAUGACAUGCCCGCUGCUACUCCCAAACCCAAUACUCCAGGUGGCCCUGGAUCACAAUGGCGCAUGAUGAAGCUGCGGCGUGUGUACGAGCAAGCCGAGGAGGAGGGCAAGGCUAUCGAGGACGUUGCACUCGAUCGCUUUGAAUCCUUCGAAGCCUUCCGGGAGGCACAGGAAGAACGGCGCAUCCUCGAUGAGCGCGAAGGCCGGCGCGCUAGUCGAGGUGGCGGCACGGACCGGAGGGACAAGGGCAAGGGGAGGGUAGGCAAGGAGGAGUAUGCGCCAGGCGAGACGCGUCUGAUGUUUACCGACGUUGGCGGGAGCGCUAUGAGUGGCCGGAGCACAUCGUUCCGCCGACCAGACUUGGGCGCACGCAGUGCUGGACCUGCGACGCCGACACCAGAGACGAGGGCAAAUCAUGGGAAGUACGACACGCUACGACUCUCGUCUCAAGGGACACCUUCCGGCGCCUUGUCUCAUACGCCCAUCCCCUCUGUUAUGACGCCGUCGGCGUCCCUCGCCGCUUCGCUUACUGGCUCAGGGCGAGCACUCUCCCCGUCGUCUCUGAACCGCCUCCAAGCCAAAGUCUUGCGUGCUAAGCUCAUCGGGGCAUCAGAUACGGAGGCCCUGGAGAAGCAAUACGAGGAAGAAAUGCGGAAAGCGAACGGAGGCGGAGAAGGUGACAACGUCCGGACCAAAGUCGAGGUGCUCCCGACCCUCGACAUCCGCGGCAACCUGUACGACGUGGGCCAGGGCAAGGAGGACGUUCCGUUGGCACCCGGGAACCGCAAGAAGAGAGAGCAGUUCGAGAGCCAUGAUCGCAAGACGGGCGAGCAGAUUCGGUACAACGCGGAUGACGACUCCAUCACGCUGGGAGAAAUGCUCAGGCAGGAGCGCAUGCGCAAUGGCCCUGCGGACCAAAAGAAUAUGGAUAUGGAAUAUGCGAAACAGAUCAUGACAGAUAGCGGCUUCCAGGCUGACAAUGACUACAUGGAUGACAAUGCGGAAAAGCUGGGUAGGAAAAAGAUGCGGUCAGACGCGAUGAAGCGUCAGUUUGCUAUCAACGACUAUAAACGGACGCAGAAGGUCCUCGCAACUUGUCCAUUCUGCUUCGGCGAGAAUGACGAGAUCCCGAAGGCACCGAUCAUCGCUAUGGGCACGCGAGUGUACCUGUCAUGUACUCCCACUGAUGAGCUGGUGGACGGGCAUUGCCUCAUUGUUCCUAUACAACACCAUUUAGCCAUGCUCGAAGGUGACGAUGACGUAUGGGACGAAGUCCGGAACUUCAUGAAGUGCCUGAUGCGCAUGUAUGCAGAAGAGGACAAGGGUGUCAUCUUCUACGAGACAGUCAUCAGCCUCAAGUGGCAGAAGCAUACCUAUAUUGAGUGCGUGCCUCUGCCAUGGGAGCACUUCGAGCAAAUCCCUGGCUACUUCAAGGAAUCCAUCCUCAUGUCCGAAGCUGAAUGGUCACAACACAAGAAGCUCAUUGACUUCUCAGCGCGCCCGGGUGGUUUCCGACGCGCCAUGGUACCCAACUUGCCCUACUUCAUGGUCCAGUUCGACUACAAAGGCGAGAAGGGAUACGGUCAUGUCAUUGAAGGGACUGGAGAUACGGGAGCGACCGGUGACGCUGGCGAUGAGGACUUGGACGAAGGAGAGAAGGGUGGUGGCGAAUUUCCCAGAUAUUUCGCUGGCGAGAUCAUUGGCAACGUUCUGGAGCUCGAACCCCGCAGAUGGCGGCACCCGAGACGUGUCGACUUCUACCAGAACAAGCAACGAGUUGCUAAGUUCAAGCAGAAGUAUGACAAGUUUGACUGGACUGGCAUGAUCGGUAGAUCAUAAGCUCAGCUGACACCUUUGUACGUGUAGUACCAUUGUAUUGUGACACACGCGUUUCGUUGCGUUGGAUGUGUAUCUAUAGCUGAUGCUGCACUGGCGCUCAUCAACACUGCGGACGGUGCAUUCAGAGACUUUGACUACCCUUACUUGUGGUGUUCAUGAAAACAGUGAAACCGAGUUCCCGCAA